UCGCAGUGCAAAGCACAGCAGGCACUAGCAAGCAUGCCGAAGCAGGCAAGCAGGCCGGCAAGCUGGCAGCAACUGCCACAGCACGCACCCACCGAGAAGAAGCCGCGCUUCGCGGGGGCGUUCGCGGCCGGGAUUCCCUGCGUCCUGGGCACCCGCGUCGGCCUUCCCGCGGCCCUCGCGGAGCCUGCUGCCGCCUCGGCGCACCUCCGCGUCGUCCAGCCUGCUCGCACCAGCGCCCGCGACAUCACUCUCGCGCUGUCCACCAGGCUAUGCUGCGUCGCCCGCGCCGCCGCCCCGCUCCGGCAUGUCGACAUGUCCCUCCUCCUCACCUGCAAGCACUGCCGCCGCGACACCAGCGGCCACACCGUCUAUCUGUACAUGAGCAUGGGGUUCUGCUCAAUGGACUGCAGGUAUGGGUACCACCUCGGCGAGGUGGACAAGCGUAAGAGGCUCGCCGCGGCGUUGAUGGGACAGCGCAAGAUGUCCAGCGUUGUCACUAGGACGAUGGCUGCCGGCAAGGCUGGAGAAGUGAGCUGCAGGCCAAUCUUCUUCACUUGUGCCGAAGCCGAGUAGUCGGCGUCAUUACCCCAAAAGAGCUUCGCCGUCAUUCCAAUAAUAAGAAGCUAAUAAAUAAAGCUGCAGGAGUACUGUAGCGCGCAACUAUAUGUGUCGUCUGUCCUAUGUGUCAUGUUUUCUUCUAUAUGUGUGUGUUGUUAUAUGAGCAUGUAUGAAACUGAGGUUGCUUUGAGGAGGAGCAGGGUGCAUGCGCCAUUUUCCUCGGAUCAAUAUAAAUACUGUGCUUGUGGCUUUC
Panicum virgatum (switchgrass) is the source of this 811-nucleotide messenger RNA. RefSeq lists its product as uncharacterized. NCBI's taxonomy places the organism in Eukaryota, Viridiplantae, Streptophyta, Magnoliopsida, Poales, Poaceae. The transcript has 2 exons. The coding region runs from base 34 to 573 and encodes 179 amino acids. The record is from RefSeq and is a predicted model, not a curated record.